AAAAUCAGAACCUUUAUCACCAAUCCCAUCUCAGUAUGAACAUCAGUUUAAUCACUUUGAAGACUUUGAACUAAAGGAAGUCAUAGGCUAUGGCUCGUCUGCUAUUGUUUACAAGGCUAUUUACAAACCUUUAAAUAGAAGAAUGGCCCUGAAAAUGAUUGAUCUCGACAUGUUUGAACGCAAUCAGAUAGAUGAGCUUCGAAGAGAAACAUCCUUGAUGGCACUUUCCAAGCACGCCAAUGUACUUAGAGUGUAUGGAUCUUUUUUGCAUGGCACCAAACUAUAUAUCGUUACACCUUAUUUAGCAGGCGGGUCAUGUCUUGAUAUUAUGAAGACACGAUUUUCAGAAGGAUUAGAUGAAUUUAGUAUUGCGAUUAUCCUGAAACAAGCACUAGAGGGAUUAGUUUAUUUACACAAAAAUGGUCAUAUUCACAGAGAUGUAAAGGCGGGGAAUCUAUUAAUGGAUGAGGAUGGCACUGUUUUACUGGGUGAUUUUGGUGUCUCUUCUUCUUUAAUGGAAACUGGUGAGAAGGGUAUGAGAAAGACAUUUGUAGGCACUCCUUGUUGGAUGGCACCUGAAGUGAUGGAACAAGCAGAAUAUGAUUACAAGGCUGAUAUUUGGAGUUUUGGUAUUACCGCUAUAGAAUUAGCCACAGGUCAUGCUCCCUUUGCUAAAUAUCCCCCACUAAAAGUGUUAAUGAUGACCCUUUCGAGUGAUCCACCUACUCUGGAAAGAGAGACAACAAGUCAUAAAUAUUCUAAAUUAUUCAAAGAUAUGAUUGACCUUUGUUUACAAAAGGAUCCACAUAAACGACCUACAGCAGAAAAGCUGACGCUUCACCCAUUCUUUAAGCAGACAAAACGAAAAGAUUACAUCAUUAAAAAUAUAUUGUCAGAACUUCCCGCUUUGGAACAAAGACCACGCAAACACAACCCUCACCAAAAACAGGCAAAGGCAGCAACACCAACAACAUCAACAGACGAAUGGGAUUUUAAUGAAAAUAACAAUGAACAGCAACAUAUUGUACCUUUACCAGAAGAGAAUACAAAGAGGUACAUGCCACCAAAGAGACACAUCUCUUUUGGGGAUGUGAUUGUAAGAAGUAAUAGUGUAUCAGGUGAAGCAGCUCUUCCUCCGUCUUCUUAUUCUUCAUCUCCUCCUCCUGUGGGAACUCCACCUAGAAAAUCACGUUUUGUUAUAGAAGAUGGUUCACGUGAACCUGUUGCUACUACUAAUAGUCACCAUAGUACUGAAAUGAUGGUAUCUAACUCUUCUCAUUCAAUGCUAGAAGAAGAUGGUCAUGACGAAGUCACAAAAGGUAGAUUUCACUUGAAUCAAGCUUCAAAACAGUUACACGAAGAUGAGUUCGUUUCUCACCUUUAUAAUGUUACAAAUCCAGAGCAUGACAGAAAAUCAUCAACCCGUUUUGAAAUGCAUUCCAAUCCAUCACCCAUCCUACUUUCACGUGAGAGUUCCUUAUCAUCAUCACCACUCACCCGUGAAUCAUCACGCAAUAGACACAACACAACCGGAUCAGGGGAUACCGUCUUGACAGAAUCGUCGGCAUCAAGAAAAAUUGGUAGAUUUGAACUGACAACAUCCAGUAAUAAUAAUCAUAGUAGUAGUGGAAGUACAGAAUCACUCCAUCCUUACGACACAACAAAGUCAUCCUCAUCUGCAACGUCAACACUCUCCAUGCAGUUGGAUGAACUGAUAAGGUUUAAUGAAACACAGAAAUCAAUGCUGCAAGAAUUGAGUUUUGCAUUAGUAAAAAACAAAGAUAAUCAAGCGAAUAAUAAUUAUAAUUAUUACAAGAAAGAAACGGAAGAACGAUUCAACAACAAAUGGCAAACUCCAAUAUCUCAAGAUCUCUCAACCACAUUGGAUCAUCUUGAUAAACUGGUUCAACUUACACUUAAAGAAAAUGCUCAACUACAAAAAGAGAAUGACUAUCUAAGACGCGAAUUAUCAGAAUUAAAAGCAAAAUAUCAAUAAUAAAACACAAGUGGCAUUGCAAGUUGUACAAUAACAAUUCACUAUCCGCC
Backusella circina FSU 941 is the source of this 2046-nucleotide messenger RNA. The record is from the annotation of a GenBank genome assembly. NCBI's taxonomy places the organism in Eukaryota, Fungi, Mucoromycota, Mucoromycetes, Mucorales, Backusellaceae.